CCCCCGCCGCGCCGCCCCGCUGUCUGGCCCCGCGGACCCACCACCGAUCUACGCACACCCCGGCGAAUCUGCCUGGCUCCCGCGAGCGCCAUGUCUGGCUCCUCCAGCGUCGCCGCUAUGAAGAAAGUGGUUCAGCAGCUCCGGCUGGAAGCCGGGCUCAACCGCGUGAAAGUUUCCCAGGCAGCUGCAGAUUUGAAACAAUUCUGUCUGCAGAAUGCUCAACAUGACCCCCUACUGACUGGAGUAUCUUCAAGUACAAAUCCCUUCAGACCCCAGAAAGUCUGUUCCUUUUUGUAGUAAAACGAAUCUUUGGAAGGUUUUCUAAACUACUUUUCAUGAACCAGUGAAUAUUCAAAGGAGCUAAUUCGAAGCCUGUACAAAACGCUUAUCCCUAUAACAUGUGCCAUACUAUACAAGCUUCUACUUUCGUCAGUCCUUAACAUCUACCUCUGAAUUUUCAUGAAUUUCUAUUUCACAAGGGUAAUUAUUUUAUACACACUGGCAGCAGCAUCCAAUAAAAUACUUAGUAUAAAA
Manis pentadactyla (Chinese pangolin) is the source of this 534-nucleotide messenger RNA. RefSeq names its product G protein subunit gamma 5 (gene GNG5). Gene Ontology annotation, cellular component: heterotrimeric G-protein complex. Gene Ontology annotation, molecular function: G-protein beta-subunit binding. The transcript has 3 exons. Bases 91 to 297 code for a protein of 68 amino acids. The record is from RefSeq and is a predicted model, not a curated record. Gene Ontology annotation, biological process: G protein-coupled receptor signaling pathway. NCBI's taxonomy places the organism in Eukaryota, Metazoa, Chordata, Mammalia, Pholidota, Manidae.